GCUGCUGGCUGUGGUGUGCGUUUGGCUGCUGGAAUCCCGGGACGGGGCCGAAAGAAACUAAGGUGCCAGCAGCUCCUGCCCACACUUGUGCCUGCUGUCCCUGAGCCAGCCAUGCCGCGGGGCCAUAAGAGUAAGCUCCGUGCCCGCGAGAAGCGCCGCCAGGCCCAAGGUGGGUCGCAGGGUCUUGCGGGGGCUCAGGCUGCUGCAGCAGAGGGUGAAGAGUCCCCCUCCUCUCCUGUUUCUCGGGCUCCCCCCUCAAGCUCCCCUGCUGCUGGCACUUCCCAGGGGCCUGAAAAAGCCCCGUCAACCACCGGAGCUGCUCCACGUGUUUCACGGCAAAAAUCUAAGGCAGGUGCCAAGCGCCGUGUUCAGAAAAAGAAAUCUUCCUCCUCAGCCUCAAAUUCCACUGAGAGAGCUCAAAAAGAUCCUCUAAACAGGAAGGUAGGAAUAUUGAUGGAAUUCCUGCUUGAGAGGCACAACCUGAAAGAGCCCAUUAUGAAGGCACACAUGCUGAAGAUGGUCUCCAAAAGGUUUAAGGAGCACUUCCCUGAGAUCCUCAGGAGAGCCGCUGAGCACUUGGAGCUGGUCUUUGGCCUCAAGUUAAAGGAAGUCAAGCCCAACGGUCUCUCCUACACUCUCGUCAGCAUCCUAGACAUCGCCGAUGAUGGCAGCAUGAUCAGUGGCUCUGUUGUGCCUAAGAGUGGCCUUCUCCUGCCUCUCCUGGGCGUCAUCUUCCUGAGUGGCAAUCAAGCUUCUGAAAAAGAUGUCUGGGAAUUCCUGAAUAUUUUGGGCGUCUAUGAUGGAAGGAGGCAUUCAGUCUUCGGGGAGCCCAGGAAGCUCAUCACCCAAGAUCUGGUUCAGGAAAAGUACCUGGAGUACCGCCAGGUGCCCAGCAGCGACCCCCCGAGCUAUGAGUUCCUGUGGGGCCCCCGAGCCCACGCCGACAUCAGCAAGAUGAAGAUCCUAGAGUUUUUGGCCAAGGUCCACGAUACCGUCCCCAGUGCCUUCCCGCUUCAUUAUGCAGAGGCUCUGCGAGAUGAGGAAGAGAGAGCCCAAGCCACGGCCAGGGCAGCCCCUAUUGCCAAGGCCAGUGCACGUUCCCAGGCCAUAUCUGGCCACCCUUCUCCCUAGAGAGGGCUGAGGAAGAUUCUUUGCUUUGUGUUUCAUGAGGUCUGCCAACCUUUUAAGUAAUGAGAGGCUAAGCUGGGGUUGGAAAGACCAUAAUAUAUAUCUUCUUUGCCUUCCUGCUGUGCAUUGAGUAGCUUACAAAUGUUGUUCCUUUCAAAAUGUUUCAGCAUGUUUUAAAAGAAUCUAAUAGGGUUUGGAAUCCAAGUUUAUAAAUAACAUGGGUCACACAUUGCUGUUUAUCAGGUUUAAGAGUAAGGUUUAAGAGUAAGGUUUAGGAGUAAGAGUUUUGGUAUUGUGUAAUGUAGCUUGAAAAUCCUUGCAUCUUUGAGUUCCAGAACAAGAUAAUAUGGCUUUGGAAUGGGGACUUUUUUCCAAAGUAUGAAAGAACCUUCAAAAAUAUAGCUCUAGUUCUAAAAUAGAAACAAAGUAAAAUGUAGUUAAA
Hyaena hyaena (striped hyena) is the source of this 1570-nucleotide messenger RNA. RefSeq names its product melanoma-associated antigen B2-like. Gene Ontology annotation, cellular component: nucleus. The record is from RefSeq and is a predicted model, not a curated record. The transcript is spliced from 2 exons. Gene Ontology annotation, biological process: negative regulation of transcription by RNA polymerase II. The coding region runs from base 112 to 1131 and encodes 339 amino acids. NCBI's taxonomy places the organism in Eukaryota, Metazoa, Chordata, Mammalia, Carnivora, Hyaenidae.